CCCCUCAGAGUGGAUCAUCCUGCAGGCUGGAGGAUCUCUGCUCGCCAGGCUGGUAUUUGCUCUCCUCCACCAUCAGACAGUCAGACCGCAGAGCGAGCAGACGGGACGCUGCUGCUGCAGGAAAACCUGGAAAUAAACGCGCUCCUGACUCUAUUCUGCUCCGGGAUUAAGGGCCGGAGGACCACCGGGAUAUAGCGUCGAAGGGAGAGCAACAUUCCCGGGAUUCAUUCAGGGAAAGAGGGACAAAAAAAGGUAAAAAAAAAAAAAAAACUUCAUUCCAGCCUGCGGGUCUGAGCCCGACUUCUGGGCUCCGUCUACCCUCUGGAGCGGUCACCGUCUCCGUGUUUACGUUCUCUGCUGCUGCUGCUGGCAUGUUGGUCUGAACCUUCAACACUACGUUUCCCAUGGAGCCUUGCACCGACACACACACUGUUCUACCAUGGAGCCAGUCAGGGUUCUGGACCCAGAGAGGCAGUGAGACAGAAGAGGACCUGAUAUUGUGAUCCUCCCUCCAUCCUUCUCCUGGAGCUCCUCCCCUCCUCCUCCUCCUCCUCCUCCUCCUCCUGCUCCUUCUGUGGAUCAACAGACUCUAUCAGGACUCUCAGAGCCUGGUCCUGGUCCUGGUCUGGUCCUGGUCUGGUCCAGUCUGGGUUGACUCUGCUGCAGGAUGGCAGGCGUCCCGUUCUGUUUGGCUGUGAUGGCGGCCGCUCUGCUGCUCGCCCUCCGAGCCCACGCUGCAGGUCAGAACCCGGACCACGUCCUGCAGGGGACGGGGGUGAAACCUGAGGCCCGGCGGCCCGGAGAGGACUCCACCAUCGCCCCCGAGGACGCCGCACGCUUCCUCAGCUGCUACUGUUCAGGACACUGUCCAGAGGACGCCACCAACAACACCUGCCAGACCAACGGUCAGUGUUUCGCCAUCAUCGAGGAAGACGAACACGGGGAGGUCAUCCUCACAUCAGGAUGUAUGAAGUAUGAAGGGUCACACUUCCAGUGCAAGGACUCUCCCAACGCUCAGGCCAGGAGGACCAUCGAGUGCUGCAACACAGACUACUGCAACAGAGAGCUGCAGCCCACCCUGCCCCCCCAGCCCCCCCCAGACGGCGGUCCUCACUGGUUGGCCUUCCUCAUCUCCAUGACGAUCUGCUGCUGUACGCUCAUCUGUGUCACCGUCGUCUGCUACUACAGGUAUAAGUGGCAGACGGAGCGUCAGCGCUACCACAAAGAUCUGGAGCAGGAGGUUUUUAUUCCUGCAGGAGAAUCUCUCAAAGACCUCAUCCACCAAUCACAGAGCUCAGGCAGCGGCUCGGGGCUCCCCCUGCUGGUGCAGCGGACGAUAGCCAAGCAGAUCCAGAUGGUCCGUCAGAUCGGUAAAGGUCGCUACGGAGAGGUCUGGCUCGGCCGCUGGAGAGGAGAGAAGGUGGCCGUCAAGGUGUUCUUCACCAGGGAGGAGGCCAGCUGGUUCAGAGAGACCGAGAUCUACCAGACGGUCCUCAUGAGACACGAGAACAUCCUGGGCUUCAUCGCCGCCGACAUCAAAGGCACGGGCGCCUUCACGCAGCUCUUCCUGAUCACCGACUACCACGAGAACGGCUCGCUCUACGACUUCCUGAAGCUGAGCACGCUGGACACGCAGACGCUGCUGCGCCUGGCGUACUCGGCCGCCUGCGGCCUCUGCCACCUGCACACCGAGAUCUACGGCACGCAGGGCAAGCCCGCCAUCGCUCACCGAGACCUCAAGAGCAAAAACAUCCUGAUCAAGAAGAACGGAGCCUGCUGCAUCGCUGACCUGGGCCUGGCCGUCAAGUUCAACAGCGACACCAACGAGGUGGACGUCCCCCUGAGUACGCGGGUGGGGACGCGGCGCUACAUGGCGCCUGAAGUCCUGGACGAGAGUCUCAACAAGAACCACUUCCAGGCGUACAUCAUGGCCGACAUGUACAGCUACGGGCUGGUCAUCUGGGAGAUGGCCCGCCGCUGCGUCACCGGAGGGAUGGUGGAGGACUACCAGCUGCCCUACUAUGAGCUGGUCCCCUCUGAUCCGUCCUAUGAGGACAUGCUGGAGGUUGUGUGUGUGAAGGGACAGCGUCCCUCCGUGUCCAACCGCUGGAACAGUGACGAGUGUCUGCGGGCCAUGCUGAAGCUGAUGUCAGAGUGUUGGGCGUCUAACCCCGCCUCCCGUCUCACCAUCCUCAGAGUGAAGAAGACGCUCGCCAAGAUGGUCGAGAGCCAGGACAUCAAGAUCUGACCUCCUGCUGCUCCUCCUGCUCCUCCUCCUUUUUCUCUCUCUCCUCCUCCUCCUUCCUCCUCUUUCUCCUGCUCCUCCUCUUUCUCUCUUCCUCCUCCUCCUGCUCUCUCCUUCCUCCUCCUCCUCUCUCCUUCCUCUUCCUCCUCUCUCCUUCCUCCUCUUUCUCCUGCUCCUCCUCCUCCCUCUAUCUCCUCCACCCUC
Centropristis striata (black sea bass) is the source of this 2449-nucleotide messenger RNA. RefSeq names its product bone morphogenetic protein receptor type-1A-like. The coding region runs from base 668 to 2248 and encodes 526 amino acids. NCBI's taxonomy places the organism in Eukaryota, Metazoa, Chordata, Actinopteri, Perciformes, Serranidae. The record is from RefSeq and is a predicted model, not a curated record. Gene Ontology annotation, biological process: BMP signaling pathway; cellular response to growth factor stimulus; protein phosphorylation. Gene Ontology annotation, cellular component: plasma membrane; signaling receptor complex. Gene Ontology annotation, molecular function: transforming growth factor beta receptor activity, type I; SMAD binding; ATP binding. The transcript is spliced from 13 exons.